AUGGAAUUUGACCGAGGAAAUGGAUGAGCAAAAAAAAAAUUAUGAAGAAUUGAAAGAGCAAAAUUUCAGUCUUUCACUUUCUCUAUCACUAACUGACAGUGAAAACCUCCUGAAAUGAUCAGAACAUUGGGACUUUCCUCUCUUUUUCUUUUUUGUCUUUUUUGUGAGAUCACCUUCUUCUCUCAUCUCAAACAGGACACACAAACAACAGACUGAAAAUAUCAAACAUAUCUGCCUUUUCCUUAUACUAGGAAACAAACAUCUUUUAAAUAGUUAAACCCAUCGAGUUUGUUCAUGGAUCCCAAGCAGACGCCAGCGCAGUCUAACGCUAUCAAUAUUAACAACAGCAACAACAAUAUUAUGGUUGAGUACAAUAAGCCUGUUCAUGAUCAGAUAAAAGAAGAUGAAACCAAGAAGCAGCAGCAAUUGGUUCCUAAAAGAAAAGAUAGGCACACAAAAGUUGAAGGCAGAGGGAGGAGGAUACGUAUGCCUGCUCUUUGCGCUGCUAGGAUUUUCCAACUCACCCGCGAAUUAGGUCAUAAAUCUGAUGGAGAGACAAUCCAGUGGCUGCUGCAGCAAGCCGAGCCCUCCAUAUUUGCCGCCACCGGGACAGGGACCAUCCCUGCCUCGGCAUUAGCUGUAGCAGCCGCUGGCCCCUCUGUUUCCCAACAGGGGACCUCUGUAUCUGCUGGUUUGCAUCAAAAAAUGGAUGAAUUGGGAGGGAAUAUAGUCGGGUCCGCUAGUAUAUGUACUAGUAGUAGUAGUAGUAGGACCAGUUGGCCAAUGAUGAUUGGGAAUUUUGGAAAACCCCAUUUGGCCACAACAGGAAUAUGGCCCGGACCUACUCCUGUUGUCACUAGUUUCGGGUUACAGACAGCAUUGACUCCAGGAUCAAGCACCAAUUUGGGUAGUGAAAGUUCCAAUUAUUACCUACAAAAGAUUGGCUUUCCUGGAUUUGAUCUGCCUGCAGCCACCAAUAUGAGUCCUAUGAGUUUUACUUCAAUUCUGGGUUCCAGUAAUAACCAGCAAUUGCCAGGUUUGGAGCUUGGAUUAUCUCAAGAUAGGGGUCAUAUAGGGGUUUUAAACUCUCAAGCCUUGAGCCAGAUAUACCAGGCUAGAAUUCACAAUCAACAGCAGCACCAGCAAAAUCAGCAUCAGCAUCUAUCUCCCGAGGAUGAUUCUCAAGGAUCAGGACACUAAUACAACUUCCAGAUAGAAGACCUGAGCUAGGUUUUCAGUGAAUAGUUUUCAUUUUUUUAGGAGCUGUAUUAAUUAUAAGUUAAAAGCCAACUUUUCAUUAUUCAUUUUCCCUUUAUAUCUUAGUUUGUGAGCUUAUAUCUUGUUUACUGAAAUAGACAUGGUAAUCACAUAAACAUGCGCAAUUUAAGGCUUUGGAUAGAUUCACCUCUUUGUUUUUGUACAAGUAAGGGAUUUCCGGCAGUCAAUUGCAAUUUCAAUAUAUCCAGCCUAAGGAGGUCCCAAAAACUCUGCUCUAGUUUCUUCUGGUUUGGGGUUGAGGUAGGGGGUUAGAGAUUUUCAUUCUUUUCUUUGGUCAAUUCAUCACGUAAAUCAAGAAAGCCACAACACUGCAGCUAUGACAGCUGGUGGCCUGAAAAAUUAGCCCUUAAGUGUAUUGAUAGCUCCAUAAAUUGAUUCUAGUAAGUCAAUGGAAAUGGAGCUGUCAAAAAUGGGGAUGUAACUGUAAGAAACAUUUGGGGGGUGGGGUGGGAUUCAUGGCAUCACUGGAAGAAAGAGUAAGAUGCAGAAUAAAUGCUGUCAAAAGAAUCGAAUGAGGAAGUAAACAAUCCUCCAUUCAGUUCAAUCUUCUUUUUUUGAUAGAAGUCUGCAUUCAGUUCAAUCUUCUGGAUGAGCUGCAGUAACAGAUUGCAAUUUCUACUGGAAAACAAAAAAAGGGAACUUGGUACUGUAUUGCUGCUUUUCCUCCAAGUGUUAUACAUCUGAUUGCUGGCAUUCCUUCUUUUAAGGGUGGGAGGCUUUGAUGGAGUUUCCAUACUGACACUUCGCUUCACAAUAGAUAAUUUUCUUUCAGAACUGUGUUGUGCUCACCAUACAACCUAUAGUGCUAAAAGAAAAUUCUUGUCGUCUUAUUGACAUUUUUAGUGUUUGCUUUUCUUUAAGCAGCUUUAUGGAUGAGUAUUGUAUGGACAUUUAUUGAGCUUGAUGUUGUUGGUCUGUAUUGGAAAUCUGGAAGCAAUCUAUCUGGUGUGUGGAUAUUCAUUUUGCCCUUCAUAGGAGUAUUGUUUAUGGAGUACUUGUUUUCAGAAAGUAUCAAUUCUUGAGAUGCAGUAUCAUCUUUUUGAGAAAAAAUAUUGACUUAUAGAAGUUCACUUUGAUAUCUUUAUAUCAUCAUUGCAUUUUAUGAGAACAAGAAGUUUCUGCCUGUUGUUAUUCACAUGUAUCCUGCCAAUGUUUCGAAUUGCUUCUACAUGCUGCUAUGGUGGAUUAGGAGCAGUUCCUUGAGUAAGCGAAACAGAUGCUGUUCCUAAAGGGGCCAAAACGUAAAAGAGUUGUUGGAAUUGAAAUGCAUUUCCAGCAAACAAGUACGGAUAUUACAGAUUUAAGAUCAUGACCCAUUCAGGGACUAAACCCCAGUUGCAGAGCAUUUUUCUCCAGAUAAAAUUAAAGUACUUUGGGUCAACUUGAAGGUGAGCCUUGGAACGACGGUCAAGUUGUCUCCGUGUGACCUAUAGGUCACGGGUUCGAGGCGUAAAAUCAGCCACGAAUGCUUGCAUCAAGGUAGGCUGCCUACAUCACACCCCUUGAGGUGCGGCCCUUCCCCAAAUCCUGCGUGAACGCAGAAUGCUUUGUGCACCGGGUGACCCUUGAGUCGACUAUUUGUUUAUGUUGUUUUUACAACUAUGAUUGAGUAUAGGAAGGCUUGUUAAUCAAAAGGCUAUUAUGUAAAGGGCUUUUUGCCUUGGUUUGGCUUGAAUAUGAUGAGCUUAUCACAUGGCA
Messenger RNA from Nicotiana attenuata, 2976 nucleotides. RefSeq names its product transcription factor TCP20-like. The transcript has a single exon. NCBI's taxonomy places the organism in Eukaryota, Viridiplantae, Streptophyta, Magnoliopsida, Solanales, Solanaceae. The coding region runs from base 295 to 1200 and encodes 301 amino acids. The record is from RefSeq and is a predicted model, not a curated record. Gene Ontology annotation, molecular function: sequence-specific DNA binding; DNA-binding transcription factor activity. Gene Ontology annotation, cellular component: nucleus.